AUGCUGUUCUUCAGUUUCUUCAAGACGCUCGUAAACACCGAGGUCACGGUGGAGCUCAAGAAUGACAUUUCGAUCCGUGGAACCCUGAAGAGCGUCGACCAAUACCUCAACAUCAAGCUCGACGACAUUACCGUUCUGGACGACCUCAAGUACCCUCACAUGAGCUCGGUUAAGAAUGUCUUCAUCAGAGGAAGCGUUGUGAGAUACGUCCACCUCCCCGCCGCAUCCGUCGACACUCCCUUGCUGGAGGAUGCCACCAGGAGAGCCGCUCAGGCAUCCGCAAAGGCCAGACAAGGAUAG
Messenger RNA from Aureobasidium vineae, 300 nucleotides. NCBI's taxonomy places the organism in Eukaryota, Fungi, Ascomycota, Dothideomycetes, Dothideales, Saccotheciaceae. The record is from the annotation of a GenBank genome assembly.